CUAGGGAUCCCCUCCCGUGGCUGUGUGCGCUGUGCGGCGGCGCGGCCGGCCUCCGAAAUCGCUCGCGCGCGCGGCGCCUUCCCCCCACGCCCUGCAGCCUGUCGCAAGAAGAUCGAGUUUGGACAAGGAGGAAGGAUUGACACAUUUUGCUGCUGCUUGGAGGAGAGAAACAAGGGUUCAGUGAUCCGAGUAUUUUCAACAAGCAAUGGCACAGGGGGGACAGGGGCAAGCAAUGGAGGUGGAUCAUGAUGAUCUGUCAGCCAUCGUGGCGGCUUCUAAAACCCACGUAAACCUUGGGCAUGGCCAGUACAUGUGCCGGGGUACUUCCAUUGACUUGUAUAAGUUCCACAACUCCAGUAACGAAGGAAUGAGACGUGGGCACAUCUUUCAUGGAAGCAAUAGGGAAGAUCUUUCCUUCAUGGUGGGAGUCAAGGAAGAUAUCGGGGCUCGAGUUAACACCAAUAGAAGGGAAGCUAUGUUUUUAGUCAAAGCACAGAAUCAGUUGGCGAGUGUAGAGGAUAUGAUGGUGAGAAGUUCAACGCUGAAUCAUAUUGGAAUUCUAAAACCCUUUCUUGGAGGCGUCAAUACCCAGAUAUCUCAAGUCGUCUGCGGAUUUAGUUCAACUACUAAAACUCUGGAUGAUUGGUUAAAGACCAAACAAGUACCAGACAAAAAGACAUCUAUCCCUGUUGAAGUGCAGCAGUUGAUCGGCACUGCCUACAUGGCCAUUGAGAAGAUUUGGAGUGCAGGGUCUACGUCGGAUGAAUUGGCCGAUUCUGCCAGCUAUCAUAUGAUUGACAAUAGAAUAAAAAUCAACCCAUUGGUCACUCGUACGAGGCAGGCGGGAGAAGACGACAAGAUCCCACUUCGGAUUGAUUUUGGCAAUAUGAUAAGGAACACGAUUUAUAACAAAUGGGAGGAUAAUGAGUUGCUGGAUUUUAUUGAUCUUCUCGGGUAUCAAGCAGCAGAAGUUGAAGAUGUGUUGGGUCACCCUGUCCUCCUUUCGCCUCAUAGGCGGCAGCUCAUGUACCACAGAUUCGAUACAGAGGAACUUAACGAUGAUCAACGAAAUUGGCUGCUAGCAAAUGCUGACCCUGGAGCUAAUUGGAAACUAGUUGCUUCACGGUCUGACCCAACAUUAGAGAAGAUACUUGCCUAUCAAGCACGAAUAUUUAUGGGGGAUGAUGCUCAGCAGUUUGCUACAAUGGCCAUGGCUGGCGAGCUGCAUCCAUGGCCGACGACGUGCAACACUGUUUUUGCUGCAACUGGCUAUGAGGAAACUUAG
Molecule: messenger RNA, 1285 nt
Organism: Triticum dicoccoides
Lineage: Eukaryota; Viridiplantae; Streptophyta; Magnoliopsida; Poales; Poaceae
Exons: 7
Coding region: 206-1285 (359 amino acids)
Source: RefSeq, a predicted model, not a curated record